Messenger RNA from Spodoptera exigua (beet armyworm), 3375 nucleotides. NCBI's taxonomy places the organism in Eukaryota, Metazoa, Arthropoda, Insecta, Lepidoptera, Noctuidae. The record is from the annotation of a GenBank genome assembly.
AUGCGCAACAUAACAGUAGAGGUACCGAGCACUGGCGUGUCGGCCUCCACCCAGCCACCUGAGGAGGAGGACUUCCUCGGAGAGACGUCAUCAGCGUACACCGCGUCGCCGCUGGAGUAUUCAGAACUGGAUGAUUACGAGGACGGCACUGAUGAUGAGGAUUCGUUUCAUGCUGCGGAAGGCCUGGAGUUGGACCAGCUUCGCGCCGGCAACGUGUCGGGCGCGGCGCCGCGCGGGCUGCGCGCCGUCAUCGUCAAGCACCGGUUCGUCACGCUCAGCUGGCAGCCGCCGCAGGACGGGGACGUCGCCGGGUACGCCGUGCUGUACAAGGUCAAGGGCAGCCAGAGGGAGCGAGUAUGUCGCGGGGGCGCGGGGCGGCACGAGCUGAACGUGGCGGGCCUGCAGCCCAACACCAGCUACCAGUUCGCAGUCCUCGCAUACACCGGCCACGGGACCUCGCCCCUCUCCGACACGAUAGAGGUGGUGACAACUGAGGAAGAGGUAUCGCACGGGCCCCCGGUAGACUUGCGGGCGGAGGCCACAGGGCCGCACUCCCUGCGCGUGUCCUGGGGCCCGCCUGUAGGGGCCCCGCCGCCUGCCAAGUACUCCGUGCACUACACUGAGGAGGAGAGUGGUCGCGAGCAGCUAGAGUGGGUGGAGGCGGAGGCGGGGCGCGGGGGCGCGCAGGCCGUGACGCUGGGCGCGCUGCGCGCCGCCGCCGCCUACGUGGUCCGCGUCGCGGCGGCCGGGGGCGCGGCCGGCCUCGUCCGCGCGCGGACCCCGGGGGACGUGCCCGCCGCCGCCCCCGCCAACGUCUCCGCCGUACCCACCGGCGCCACGUCCAUCCUAGUCCGCUGGGAUGCUCCCCCGUCCCGCACGCACCGCGGGGCCCUGACGGGGUACAAGGUGCGGUACCGCGCGCUGGCCCCGGCCCCUUCGCCGGGCCCCGCCACCGCCGCAGCGGGGCCCGCCGCCAGGAAGAAGGCAGACUCACUCACCACGCCCGCCGACCAGCGGAGGGCUGAACUGAGGGGGCUGGAUACUGCUACUACAUAUCAGAUCCGCGUGUGCGCCAUAAACGCGAACGGGUCGGGUCCGUUCAGCGAGUGGGUGUCGGCCAGUACGCAGCGACACGAGCUCGACGAGGCCACCGUCCCCCCCGCGCCCCCACCACUCACCACGCGCGCGGGUCGCGACUGGAUCAGCGUGUGGUGGGGGGCGGCGCAGGGGGGCGUGCUGGUCCGCGGCCUGGUGCUGGGCUGGGGGCUCGGGGUGCCCGACGACGCCGCCAGGGAGCUGCCCCCCCAUCUACACUCACACGUCAUCCGGGGACUCGAAUCGAACGCGGAGUACGUGAUAUCCCUCCGCGCCAGCAACUCCCGCGGGCUGGGCCCGGCCGUGUACGCCACCGUGAGGACCAAGCCGCCCGCCGACGACGAGGACGAGCCGGAGGACGAGGAUGAAGAGGACGAGGACGAGGAAGACGAGCCUCCGCCACUCAUACCUCCUGUAGGAGUUAAGGUGAUCAUGCUGAGCGGUACCACGGCGGUGGUGUACUGGACCGACCCUACACUGCCCAAGGGACAGACGGCGACGGACGGGCGCCGCUACGUGGUGCGGUGGUCGAGCGCGGGGGGGCGCGCGCGGACCUUCAACGCCACCGACCUCAACUGUAUGCUCGACGACCUCAAGCCCUACACGCACUACGAGUUCGCCGUCAAACUCAUCAAGGGUGGCCGUGAGUCGGCGUGGUCGAUGAUAGUGUCGAACACGACGCUAGAGACAGCGCCGGGCUCCGCCCCCCGCGACCUGCGGGUGUCCCCCGCCGCGCCCCCCGCGUCCGCUGCGCGCGCCGUCGACCUCGUCUGGCAGCCCCCCGCCAAGCCCAACGGGGUCAUUACCGGGUACGUGAUAAUGUACGCGGUGUCGGGCCCGGCCCCGCAGUGGACGGCGGUGGCGGCCCCCGGGGAGCGGCCCCGCGCGCGCGUCGAGCGCCUGCGCCCGCGCACGUCCUACCUGUUCAAGCUGCAGGCGCGGAACUCCAAGGGGCUCGGCCCCUUCUGCGCCCCCGUGGGCCACGCGACGGGGGCGGAGGCCGGCGCGGCGGGGCUGGCGGGCGCCACGUCGGCGUGGCUGUGGGCGAGCGCGGGCGGCGCCCUGGCCGUGCUGGCGCUGGCGGCGGCGCUGGCGCUGUCGCUGUGCUGCCGCCGCCCCGCCCCCCCCUCGCCCGACACCUCCACCUACCACAAGUCCUCCGCCUCCGCCGCCAUCAAGCCGCCCGACCUCUGGAUCCACCACGACCAGAUGGAACUCAAGCACAUGGACAAGUCGCUGCACAGCUCCGCUAUAUCGGCGGGCAGCGUGGAGGGCGGAGCGCUGAUGUCGUCGACGCUGACGCUGGGGCGCGCGCCCCCCGCGGAGUACGAGCCGGCGCGACACCCCCCUCCCCCCGCCUCCCUGGACCGCCGCCACCACGUGCCCACAUACGUCGAGUCGCGCUCGGUGUCGGCGGCCAGCGACGACACGUGCGUGGUCCGCGCGUCGCCCGCGCGGCGCUGCGACCGAUGCGACGCCUGCGACAGAUACGACCGCUGCGACGCCUGCGACAGAUGCGACUAUAUGCCCAGACCGAUGACGGGUAUGGGCGUGGGGGUAGGCGUGGGAGGCGUGGGCGGCGUGGGCUGCGCGUCCACGUGCGAGCGUCGUCCUCAUGCGCGUAUGCCGCAUCCCGACCAGAGCACCCCCCUGCUGGCGGGGGUGGCCCCGCUGGGGUCCCCGCAGUCGUCGCUGGGGUCCCUGCCUCACCCCGCGCACCAACAUCUACAGCACCAGCCCCCCGCGCCAUGUGCAUCGAGUACGUGUCCGCUGGGCGCGUCGUGCGGUGCGCCUGCGGACGGGUUCGCGGCGGCGGCCCGCGAGCGGGGACACUACGUCGCGUACGAACCGCUCGGACACUACACGCAUCGCGACUCACUGAGUAGUGAAACGGGCCCCGGCAGUGGGAGCGGGGGCCCCAUCAUGAGCGGGGGCCCGGGCCUGGGUCCCGGUGGCGGGUCCCUGCAGCGACGGGGCGCGGGCCCCGCGGGGGGCGCGCUGCACAGCUUCACGCUGAGCGACAACGCGAGCGACACGUCGACGCCCUCCCACUCGCGCGCCAGUGUGAGGGAGACCUCGCCAUACAAGAAGAGUGCCAGCUCCUCGCCAGGACAUAUACCCAACCGGUUGCAGCUCGGUGGCGCAGUCCCUCACUGCGCGGACGAGCUGGAGCCCCUGACGCCGUCGCGGUCCACGGAGCGCCUCCAUCGCGAGAUGCAGAACCUCGAGGGACUCAUGAAGGACCUCUCCGCCAUCACUCAGCAACAGUUCCAUUGCUAG